Anthostomella pinea is the source of this 561-nucleotide messenger RNA. The record is from the annotation of a GenBank genome assembly. NCBI's taxonomy places the organism in Eukaryota, Fungi, Ascomycota, Sordariomycetes, Xylariales, Xylariaceae.
AUGCGGAGCCCCAGGUUUGAGUACUCGCGACACAGCUGCGUCGAGGCUGCCCUCGGCCUCCUUGCCCGUCAGGCAGACCUGCACAAGGCAUGUGAGCCAGGGGGCCGACUCUACGAGGACCGGUGGAUGGUUUUCUCGCUGCCCGCACACGACUUCUUGUUGGCAGCCAUGGUGGUCUGCUUGGACCUCUCUGUCCGCAUGCGGUCGCGCGAGUCUGCUUUGAUGCAAGGGCCGGAUCAUCAGCAGCAGCUCACAGCAAGAGAGUAUCGAGCUCUCCAAACAUCUCAGCGGAUAUGGUCCGUCCACAGCUCCACAUCGCCCGAGACGCGCGUCCCAGCACUGGCGCUCGAUCUGAUGAUCAAGAAGGUCGCCGAGAAUGACUCCGGCCUUUUUGGCAUGCAUGCCACUCCGUCUGCUGAUGCGGCUCCGAGUGGGGGUGCCGAACUGCCCUAUGCUGGGCCCAUGUCAGAUAUGAUUGACGGGUCUGAGAACAUUGACUGGGGGUUGUUGGAUCAGUACUUCCUGAAUCUGGAUGGUACAGUCACAGACUCUACGUUAUAG